GUAAUAGUCCGCUCUCAAAAAGGACAAGAGGAGGAAACGAAAAUUGAAGACUGUAAGAAUGGAAGCUACGUAGUGCGUUACAAGCCAAAGAGUGUUGGCUUACGUGACAUUGCUGUUGAGGUUAAUGGCCAACCGCUGACUGGUAGUCCUUGGAGUGUUUAGGCGACUAGUCAUAAGUACAAAGUUAUUCAUUCGUUUGGAUCACAUGGCACAGAACCGGGAAAAUUUAAAGGACCAGUCAGCAUUGCAGUGAAUAGAAGAAAAGGAAAGAUUGCCAUUGCAGAUUUUAAUAAGCACAGAGUUGAGUUGUUUGAUGGAGAGUGGAAACAUCUUAGUACAAUAGGAGACAAAGAGCUUAAUGCUGAGAGGAUCAAGUUUCCUCGUUCGGUGGAAUUUACAACAUCUGAUGAAGUCAUUGUCAUUCAUGGAAAAUUUUUUCAAGCGAGUAAGAUGUUUUUGUUCACUGAACAGGGAAACUUCAUUAAAGUCAUCAGUCAGCAUUUGAUCAGUCCUUUGUCCGUAUCUGUCAGAGAUGAUGGUCACAUGAUCGUGUGUGACUCGGGCGACAACUCAGUUAAG
Messenger RNA from Pocillopora meandrina, 579 nucleotides. Lineage: Eukaryota; Metazoa; Cnidaria; Anthozoa; Scleractinia; Pocilloporidae. The record is from the annotation of a GenBank genome assembly.